Molecule: messenger RNA, 693 nt
Organism: Drosophila mauritiana
Lineage: Eukaryota; Metazoa; Arthropoda; Insecta; Diptera; Drosophilidae
Exons: 1
Coding region: 1-615 (204 amino acids)
Source: RefSeq, a predicted model, not a curated record
AUGGAUUCAUGGAGCAUCAGUGCGAAAAUGGUCGGCUGCCCGGAGACACGACAACUACUGGUCACAUUGCUAUUGGCCCUUGGCUUCUGCCUGGGAGGCUCAAAGGAUGCAGUUCCGGACGCGGAUGCCAAGUGGAUGGCUCCACUCAAGCAGUAUGGUUAUACGGCCCAGCAUCUGAAGAACAAAGUGGAGCAUGGUGAAUUCACCACAUUCGAACUGGGCACCCCCAACUACCAGAUCCUCAAUCCCGAAGACGAGCCGGAAUACAUAACUGCGGAUCAACCGCAUUACCAGGAGAUGCUGAGGCGACUUACCAGUGGUCGAAGUAAAGCUGACACCAUUGAUGUGGAAAUGGCAAGUCGCACAGAUACGGUUCGCGAGACUUCCGAUCAGGGUGAAUCCAAAAAACCAUCUAAAAUUCAAGUGCCAGUUAAACCAAAGUCACAACUAAGACAAAAUCGCUGGGAGAAACUAAGAAAGCGCAGCUCCAUCGAAAAAAGACGUGACCACAAGGAAACCAUGGAAGCUGAUGUGCGGGAUGAGCAAAGUUUCUUCCCGGAGAUUCAGGUUUACCCAGGUUUACCCUUCCAAAGUCGUGUAGCCAAUCUUAAUUAAUCAUGAAUAAGUCACCUCAUCCAUUUAAGUGAUCUCUUGUGAUUCGGACAAUGAAUAAAUACUACUCGGUAAUUUGAA